UUUCAGGCAUGAACGAGCCAUCGGCCUGCUCGGGGCCGCCCGUAAAGAGCAAAAGCUCGAAAAACGAGCCAUUUUACACAUUAAAAGCUCUACUUCCACCGUACAGCGAAAUUCAGGGAAAUCACGAUCUUCUCAUGUCGUACGAGCUCGGGCCUGUUGAGGGAGGAUUCAGUGGUAGCAGACGAGUUAAGGAGAAAAUCUCCUCGUUUUUGCCGCAUAUAAUCGGCGAAUUUCACUUGGACGCGACGAAAGAGGCGAGCUCACUGCGAGCUCUCAUCGAAAAACCGCCGAUUCACAAGGAAAUUUCGAAUUUGACGAGCUCUUCGAUGCAGGGAUUCAAGCUUUCUGCUGGGCCCGUCGAUGAAAGAUAUCGCCACCUAUUCGAGCGCCGAAAAGAGGAACCAAAUCUGGCGUACAGCGAGAAAUUGAAUUUAAUACGGGUUCGGCAACAAUACGACGCAUAUGGAUUUGAUGAUGAUGAGACGGAGAAAGGAUUUCCGAAGAAACACAAGAAAAAGAAGAAGGAUAAGAAGAGAAAGAAGGAAAAAGAAGAAUUAGGCGAUGCGGAGAAAAGAAAAAGAGCCGCCGAUGAGCCAAUGGAGUUUUAGGGGGGAUUUUGGAAUUCUCUCCUACUCAACUCACCCAACACAAAGCUCGUCUGUACCAGUUCUCCUCUCGAUAAAUAUGUCUGAAAUGUCAAAAACCAAUGGCAAUUAAAUUCAUUCAACAAUGAUCCACUUCGCGAUAAAUUUCGACGAUAUCCUUCUGAAAAUUAACCUAUAAAUUAAAUUAUUUUUU
Molecule: messenger RNA, 798 nt
Organism: Caenorhabditis elegans
Lineage: Eukaryota; Metazoa; Nematoda; Chromadorea; Rhabditida; Rhabditidae
Gene: mdt-19
Product: Mediator of RNA polymerase II transcription subunit 19
Exons: 4
Coding region: 9-608 (199 amino acids)
Biological process (GO): regulation of transcription by RNA polymerase II
Cellular component (GO): nucleus; mediator complex
Molecular function (GO): transcription coregulator activity
Source: RefSeq, marked reviewed